AGAAAAGCAAGCAUGAAUGAUGGAAAGUAAGCACGGAUGGGAAAAUUUAUGGACUUCUGUCACACAAGAUGGGUAUUGUGGAUAUGUGAACUCCUUAGCUGAAGCAGAACAAGUUCGGAAGGAAUUUGAGGUGGAGAAAAGUCUGACUUUCGUGUCAGGGAAACGGGAAGCUGAUUUCGGCAAUCACGGCCAUGAUCUACCAGAUAAAUUCCGUUUGAGAUUCACUGAUCUUGGCGAGCAUGAAACAAUUAAAUACACUGGCAUGCCAUUUAUCAUUGUUUCCAAAUAUGAACGCCAUUGUUUGUUUGGAAAAGAUAAGAACAAGAAAAAGAAAGAAAGAUAUCAGAAUUCAAGAAGCCAAGCCUUAUCAGGUGAUCAUCCUUCAUCUUUGAAAAGGAGGCAGUACAUCCAAUCAACAAAAAAGAAAGGCUGCCCAGCAAAAAUAAUAAUGAAAGAAGUUCUUGUAUUUCCAGAGUAUAAGGCAAAACAAGAUACAGAAAAGGCAAGAAGAAUUGCAAGCGAAAAGCUAAGAGAAGAUCUGGAAAUUAUGGGAAACAACAUCAAGAAGGAACAUAGAAUAUAUAUAAGUUUACCAAAGGAUGGAGAGCACCAAGAAAUGCAUCUUCUUGGUCAGAUUACAGGUUUUAUGAAUCCAUUGAACAAAGAUGUCAGAGAUAAGCUAUAUGAGAUGGUGGGACAUGGGGUUACAAGCGUAUCAGAAAUGCGGCGUCAUUUAAAGGUGUAUGUUGAUACCCAGAUAUUCCCCAAAGCCAAUAAACCUGCACUGACAGAUGCGGCAUAUUACCCAUCAGAUGUCACAAUAAGGAAGCACAUAUACUUAGCACAACUUCGUCUGAGAUAUUCCAAAAUAGACCAGGAAAACUUGAUGAAAUUGGUUAUUCAAUGGCAAGAAAGUUAUCCAAAAGAUAAUUUUGAUUUUUUGCCGGCGACGUCCAAUCAAGAUCAGCAACUGGAUGAAAACAACAUCAACAAUGUUCAGUGUGUUGAGCAAGAUGAUGAGGAUGAGGUCUUCUCACAGUUGAUCACAACAACCAAUUUCUUCUUCUGUCACCAAUCAGAGUUCCAAAGACAUUUGCUUUACAGGUAUGGUAAUGCUCUCUGCUUAUUGGAUGCCACCUAUAGAACCACGAAAUAUGCGUUGCCUCUUUUCUUUCUGGCCGUGAAGACAAAUGUGGGUUUUAGUGUUGUGGCGGAGUUUGUUGUUCAGAAUGAGACCAAGGACUUAAUUGUACAGGGUCUCCAAACUAUCAAAAACUGGGUAAAUGCAGCUCAAGACAAACCAGAAGGCUGGGAAUGGAAACCCAAAUUUUUUAUGACAGACUUCUGUGAGAGAGAAAUUGUUGCCAUAGAGGAGACAUUCUCAGAUAGUUUUGUAUUCCUUUGCGACUUUCACCGUGAGCAAAGUUGGACUAGAUGGGUCAGCAAAACAGACAAUGGUGUGGGUGAAAGUAAAGAUAAAGUUCUUGCCAUGUUGAGAAGGUGUGCCCACUCUUGCUCAGAGGAGCAGUUUGAGGUUGCACUAGAGUCUCUCACAAACUCUGUGGAGUGGAAUGGAAAUACCAGGUUGAGGAACUGGUUUACAAAGACCUGGCUAUCUGAGAAAAAACGUUGGGUUUGGGCUCAUAGAUAUGGUCAAGGCCUCUUAGUAAAUACCAACAAUGGGCUUGAGAGGCAAAACAAAAUUUUUAAAUAUAAAUUCCUCGAGCAGAGAAAAGAUAACCAUCUCUCAGGAAUGAUCUCCAGUUUGGUCACUGAGUAUUUGCCAGCUAUGAUGCUGAAGUAUACUCGUGACAACGUGUUGGCCUCAGAAAGAGUUGGUCGUUCUUAUAUUGCUGAAAUACCAGAUUUCUUGAAGAACAGACCAGCAUCUUUUAUUAAGCACUGCAUGACGAAAAUAGAUCUUGCAGAAACAGUGGAAGACACUGAUAUCAUGCAGAUGUCUACCAACUGUUUUAAGAUUAAAAGUGUGUCGGACUCUAGGAAGAAGGUAGAAUACGAUGUUCUGUUAGAUAACGGCCGUGGAAUGCCGAGUUGUGGGUGUCAUGCAUGGACCUGGACUCUUCUCCCAUGCAAACAUAUAUUUGCGGUCAUCAAUGGCAGAUUUCCUGGAGUGACAUGGAAGAAUAUCCCUUUGAGUUACAGCAACUCACCUUUUUUCACAUUAGAUUUUGAUGUGGUUUCCAUUCCAGUGUCAGGAUUCAUAUCAAAUGAAGAUGAACUUUGUGAUGAGGAAGAUGUACUAGAAGGUGAUAUAACUGAUGAAAAUGUAGUGCUCUCUGAUGCAAAUCUACCAACUUGCAAAAAAAAUCCACGAUCAAAGUUAAAAAUUUUAGCCACCAAAUGCAGAGAAAGUCUGUCAAUUAUUCUAAAUGCCACCUAUCUUUGCCAAGAGGAAAGCACACUUGAACAUCUAAGUGUUCUACUUAAUGAAGCAUCAUCCUACAUGAACAACAUGCUACAUAAGGAGGAAGGCCUCAUUCCAGAACCUUCAAAGAAAAGGAAAGUAGUAGAAGAACCGAAGUCUGCCAAAAAACCAAAAUUGGGAACAAAAUCUGAAAAAUGUCUGAAGUUAAGAAAAAGAAAAGAAAACAGAAGUACCAGAUAUGGAAAGACAACAUCUAAAAACAUCAAAUUAGAAGAUCAAAAAAAAGAACAAGAAGAGGAAACGAUAAUAAUCGAUGGCCAUUCAACUGUGCCACAAUCAAUUCUGGAGUGUAUUGCAGAAAUGGUCAGUCAGAUGCCAAGAAUUGAGUGGGAGGCCCUUAUAUUCAAGGCCAAAAAAGAGGCUGCAACAUCAACAGAUACAAUAUCACAAAUUGCUGUAACAUUACUUGAGGAGUACUGUGAAGAUGAUCAUAUUCAGACACUGAAGACCAUAUCUGAUAACCAUUGCCCAAAGAAUAUGACAAACCCACAGAAAUUUAGAAUGGCACUUCUAAUGCUACAUAAACUCGUGGAGACAAAAAAAUUCAUUUUGAAAAGAAAUUUUGAGAAGGAACGCACAGAGAGGGAAGCUGCCGAAAAAGCAUGCGUAGAGGCUAUGGCUCAAAUGGAAGGUUUCAACAAAUCAGAACCUACCUCAGAAGCAUCUGAAAAGACAAGCCAUUCUAAGAAAAAAGGGAAAAAGAAGGUACAGUGGGAAACAGGUGAAUCAGCAGCUCACUGUACUGGAAAAACCUGGACUGACAUUGAUUCACAGAAAGCUAAAAACAACCUUAUGAAAAUAUGGGAUCAGGAAAGGGCAACAAAUUACAUUAAAGCCCGAGUUUAUGGAUAUAAUGUCAGUGAUGCUGAUCUCAGGUCUCUAAAGAGUCCAAACUGGUUGACUGAUCAGGUACUUGAUGCAUACCUGUCAUAUCUAGCUCAGAAAGAGUGGGAUAAGGGGAAAAAAGUAAAGCAUAUGGGUGUAUCCAAGAUGACAAGUAUAAUUAAUGAUCAUGUUCAGUCUUCAGAGAAAAAGUGUCGUGUUCUGGAAUAUGACUCCAUCAUUGGUGUGUAUCAUCAAAGAGGACAUUGGGAUCUAGUGAUAAUUGAACCAAAAUCAUUCACGGUCUACUUCUACAAUCCACUUGGAGAGACGGCAUUUCAAUGUAGACAAGUGCUCAAUGGCUGGAGAAAUUACAUGGGAAGAAACCUUUUUUUAAGUGUUCAGUGGGAAUUGAAAGUGAAGGAACAUUCAAAGCAGAAAGAUGGCUCUAGUUGUGGUGUGUUCUGUUUAAUGUAUGCAGAGAGACACCUUAGUGGACAGUCUCUCUUGAAUAUAACCAAAGAAGAUGUUCAGAGAAAAAGGACAGAAAUAGGAACUACUCUUCUGCUGUUUGAUGAACACAGAGUUGAUUGUUGUGCUUGUUGUGGAUUGAAGUUAGAUGAUCGUAAAGGGGAUUUGGUUCCUUGUGGUAUUUGUAUGAGGAAAUUCCACAAAAAAAAUUAUUGUGUGGGAGAAAAAAUUUCUAACAUGUCAUCAGUGCAGCACUUUACAUGCAAAGAUUGCUUCAUGAAGUCAAAUGUGUGAAAAUGAUGAAAAAGUGAAAAAAAACCUAUUCAUUGCUCUAUUUCAUUCAGCUUUUAAGAAAAAGGCACAUCAAUAACUUUUCUCAUACUAAA
Molecule: messenger RNA, 4125 nt
Organism: Saccostrea echinata
Lineage: Eukaryota; Metazoa; Mollusca; Bivalvia; Ostreida; Ostreidae
Exons: 22
Coding region: 17-4033 (1338 amino acids)
Biological process (GO): proteolysis
Molecular function (GO): cysteine-type peptidase activity; zinc ion binding; DNA-binding transcription factor activity
Source: RefSeq, a predicted model, not a curated record